This is a messenger RNA of [Torrubiella] hemipterigena, 1720 nucleotides long. The record is from the annotation of a GenBank genome assembly. Lineage: Eukaryota; Fungi; Ascomycota; Sordariomycetes; Hypocreales; Clavicipitaceae.
CGAAAUUUCUAUUAGUUUGUUCGUCCUUUUGGCGUUGCAUUGCAGCACAUUGUGGGUUCAAAGGAGUAAGGCGUUAUUUACGAGGCCGAAAACACAUAUCGCAAAGGGACCAGCUUCCUGCCCCCUCUCAAUUCUUUUCCAAAGCAACGGCUUUUUUUGUCUAAUCAAUCAUCACACAUACACCAGCAUCUGCAACGAAGACGAUAAGCCAUGGCAAAAAUUACUCUUGACACCACUUUGGCCGACCUCUACCGCGAGCAUGGCAUCAAAGGGCCUUUCAUCACAACGACCCAUUGUGUAUUUGGCCACAUGGACCUACAUCCCGAGAUUCCAAGGGAGCUUGUGUUUCCUGAAGACGAGGAGCCCGUGCCGUAUAGCGACGACGAAAAUGAGAAGGCGCGCUUGCGUCAAAUCAUUCUAAACUAUAAGCCUCUUCGCAGAGUCUUUGGUGUUGGCGAUAUGGAAGUCAUCUUCUUUUCCCCCAGUGUCUCUCCCGAGAAGAUGGAGCGGGACGUGAACCAGCUACCAGAAAAUCAGCGUCAUCGUGCCCGAAUGAUUGAUCUUACCAAAGGCAACGUCCCCGAUCAGCUACUGGAGGCUACCAAGGGGAAAACACUUGUCUUUUGGCGCCCACAAGGCUGGAUGCGCGACCACAAGUGUCUGGUUGAUCCCACGCUCGCAUACCACAUCAACUCCAAAGACUAUCUUAUUACCUCUGGUAUGCACACACCACCAUCGGAGGUAGUAAGUUUGGAAGAUAUUAGCAGGCAGUCAAUUUUUGGCACACGCCCGCUUCCUUUUGCGGUCAAGCUGCUCAAAGCUGGAUGUAGCUUUGGCACCUUUCUGGUGACAUCGGAGCAGAAGCGCGAUGAUUUACUUGCUGCGCUCCCCGUAUACAAAAAGAGAGGCACUACCGUUGUUGUUCUUUCUGAUUAUAUUAGCCCGAAGCUCGACCUGGCUGUGCACUUUUUCAUUGGCGCCCCUGAUAGCGAGCGAAACCGGAGCAACCCGCUCAUUCUGGCCACGACGGUGCAACGCUUGACGCCUGACGGCAAGUGGGUUGGUGGGCAUGUUGACUACAGGGUGCAGGAAGACCUCAGAAAAUUGGUUUGGGACACUGUGGUUGACACCACAAAGCGCAUUCCCGAGGAGUUUGUUGGUUGGGCUGGAGUCGAUAUUAUUGUGGAUGAUCAAGGAAGCCAGUGGGUGGUUGACCUGAAUGCUAGAUACACAGGUUCUCUGCCCAUUUGUUUCAUGUCUGGUCACUUUUGGAAAGAGCGUGGUUUGCCUCUUGUCGAGUUUGGAACAUUUGAAUACCCUGGGGAAACUGACGGCAUCUACAGUCGUCUUGGACCUAUGUUGGAGUCGGGGCAGAUCAUUGUCACCGCUACCGCCAGCAUUGGAGAGACAAACAUGGCCGAUAUUGUCUGGGGCGCAAAGGGUGAGAUAGAGCUUGCCGAAAUUGGAACCUUUAUUAAAACCUCUAUUGGCUCCUCUGCUUCUCAAAAGCAGCAAGAAUAGCCCGUAUUUCGAGUUGACCGUGGAUAGAUCAAUAAUUAGACUAGAAAAGUAGACAUAUAAAAUGGAAAUUGAUGCUUCAAGAUCAACAUUUAAUCGUCUAAUCACCUCUAUAUCUCUAGUGGACCGCUGGCUUGACUCGUAAUUGGCACAUCCUGGUACUAGCCACAGCCUGUUGUACAACAUCGGCUACUGGCGAUCA